Messenger RNA from Vollenhovia emeryi, 1481 nucleotides. RefSeq names its product venom acid phosphatase Acph-1-like. The coding region runs from base 351 to 1382 and encodes 343 amino acids. Gene Ontology annotation, biological process: dephosphorylation. Gene Ontology annotation, molecular function: phosphatase activity. The record is from RefSeq and is a predicted model, not a curated record. The transcript is spliced from 7 exons. Lineage: Eukaryota; Metazoa; Arthropoda; Insecta; Hymenoptera; Formicidae.
UGUGCGUUUUAAGAACUUUCCAAGAAACUUUCCAUUAAAUUGUUUUCAAUGCGACUUGACACGAUCACCCACAAUCAGCUGAUUACUACCAGGGUCUGCCAAGUCUUAAAAUACAUUCUGCGAAACGAUAGCUAUGCCGUAUAGCUUUCUUGAAGAAAUGGACAAUAUUAUAAAAUGUUAAGUUGUUAAACUUGAUUAAUAUUUUUUAAAAACCGAAGAUAUCGUUUCUUAUGUUGUUCAAACUAUAGUUCUGUUUCCCGGAUAACCAGUGUAGUUAAGUGAACAACUAAAGAGAGAACACAUCGAACAGACGACAAUCCGAGCUUCAUUUGGAAUUGGUACAAGUGUUAAUGAGACAUGGAGAACGGACGCCGCUACUUAAAGAAACAUAUCCCACGGAUCCGUAUAACGUAUCGACUUAUGGACCGUUGGGUUUUGCCCAGUUAACUAAUCGAGGAAAGCUGACGGAAUAUCGAAUCGGAACAAUGUUGAGGCAACGUUACAAUGACUUUCUGGGAUCGAUCUACCAUCCGCAAGAUAUCUACGCUAUCAGUUCAGACAGUGAUCGCACAAAAAUGUCUUUACAAUUGAUGUUAGCAGGGUUGUAUCCUCCAGAUGUACCACAACUGUGGAAUCCAGAUUUACCGUGGCUCCCCAUUCCUACAUACUAUGCGCCUAAAAAAGUAGACAUGUUAUUUAAAGCUAAACGUUGUCCAAUCUACAAGGCAGCUUUUGCUGAAACAAAAAAGAUGAAAGAGGUCCGCGAUAAAAUCGCAGUUCAUGAAAACUUGUUCAAAUUUUUGAUGGAGAAAACUGGACUAGCUAUCGAAAAGCUGCCUUUAAACCUUUACAAUCUAUUAACGGCACAAAAAAACAUGAAUCUAACUCUACCGGAGUGGUGCACCGAUGAUGUGUAUCGGCAGAUGCAGGAAGCUGUCGUGCUGGAUUAUGAGAUCCGUUCAUACACGACUCAGUUGAAACGAUUGAACGGUGGUAUGUUCAUCAAGAAAUUCAUCGAUAACAUAAACAAACGUUCGCGCAAGAUGUAUGUGUACAGCGGCCACGAGGUAAAUAUCGCAGCGUUCGGCAGGGCCCAAAAUAUUAGCGAACCGAAAUUACCGGAUUAUGGAUCGGCAUUCUUACUUGAGAAACUGCGGGAUGAUUCUGGCAAACUUUACAUCAAAAUUUUUCUGUGGACAGGCACCACAGAAAAAUUAAUGCCCAUCAAACUGGCAGGCUGCAAUGAAGUUUGCCCUCUAGAAACUUAUUUAGAGCUCGUGCGGGAUGUGAUACCUUCGGACAAUGAGACGACUUGCUUGUGGGACAACAUAACUAAAGAAGAAUUGCUAGAGUUGUUUGCUGAAAAACUAAAUUUGAACUAAAAAAAUUUUGUACACGGACUGAAUAAAAUGGAUACUGUAUACGUAUUUGUAUAUGAGACGUUAAUAAAGUUUGAAGAAUAAAUGAAAGGAGUAAAAGCA